ACCUACUUUGGUCACCCCACUGGCAGGUGCUCCGAUGGCCGUCUUAUCAUCGAUUUCAUCGCUGAGUCUAUGGGGAUUCCAUUAGUAAAACCAUAUCUGGGAAUUAAGAAUGGAAAGGUGAAGAAUUGGAACAAAGAGGAAGGAGUGAAUUUUGCAGUUCUAGGAGCAACGGCAUUGGAUGUGAAGUUCUUGGAAGAGAAGGGUAUUUACAAUUGUCCAACCAAUGAUUCUCUCACAAUUCAAUUGGGUUGGUUUAAAGAAGUAUUGCCUUCACUUUGCAAUUCUUCCUCAUGUUGUGAGAAAAUCAUUGGAAAGUCAAUCUUUUUCGUAGGAGAAAUCGGAGUUUGAAGUCGAGCCCCACUGUGCUACCAGCCCAGCUCAACUCGUGGGGGAAUAUUGAAGCCCAAUGUGUAAAUAAAAGCCCACUAGACUCAUACAACUAGCGUGCAGGACAUUUUGUUGUUUCUCUAGAUUCUUCUUGUCAUUUAUACGUGUCUUCCCAGUAGAAGCUAGGUUUCAUUAUAUGUAG
Messenger RNA from Neltuma alba, 529 nucleotides. Its product is annotated as GDSL esterase/lipase At1g31550-like. The record is from RefSeq and is a predicted model, not a curated record. Bases 70 to 348 code for a protein of 92 amino acids. Lineage: Eukaryota; Viridiplantae; Streptophyta; Magnoliopsida; Fabales; Fabaceae. The transcript is spliced from 4 exons.